GCAGGUGUCAUCAUUGGAAAAGGUGAAUUUUUCGAACCAGUCUUACUGACAAUUGUUAUCUAUCAUUCUUACUUACUUUCUAAGCGUUUCAUAUAUCUAGGCGGUAAAAAUGUUGCUGAAAUGAGAGAAUUGACAGGUGUAAAAGCAGGUGUGUCGAAGGUGGUCCAAGGCGUACCUGACCGUGUUCUGACUGUCAGUGGUACUUUAGAAGGUGUUGCUCAAGCAUAUGGCUAUAUUGCCCAAACUUUACUAGAUAAUCCUAUUACGCCUUUAUCAGUAAUGCAACAACAUCAACAUCAACAAUCAAAUGCAACAACAGUAACAACUGUGCGUUUACUAAUAUCCCAUAAUUUGAUGGGAACCGUGAUUGGACGUCAAGGUGCAAAAAUAAAGCAUAUCCAAGAUACCACUGGUGUCCGUAUGAUGGCUUCAAAAACACUACUAUCGCAGAGCACUGAACGUGUCGUGGAAGUCAAAGGCACUGUGGAUGCUAUUCAUAAAGCCAUAGCAGAAAUCGGGUAUUGUUUGAUUGAAGAUAAAGAUAGAUCUUACGGCACAAUUCUGUAUAAUCCAACAAAAGCACUCAUUGUGGCUAACCAAACAGCGGCAGCGGCAACUGGAAGCGGAGGAGUGGCUGGUGGAGCUGGAUUAGGGACAAGUAUCGGCACAUCAGCAUUGCCUCAUCAUCUUUCAAACAAUAAUAGCAAGAGUAGUCAUUAUCAUCAUCACAGUCAUAAUAAUCAUCAUUACCAUUCUCAUCAUCAGCCUCAGCACUCUUCCAAUAAUUAUUCAUAUAAUGCAAAUCCUGCUGCUGCACCAGUGACGGCAAUCCCAACAUUGCCCCCACAAGCUUUGCAGCAAUCACCACAUAUAACAAUGAAUCACUCCAUGAUGCCUGGUAGCACCGGUGUGGGUUAUUUCAGUAAUAAUAAUAACAACAACACAUCCAUAUUACCCACAGCAACGGUUCCUCCACAACCUUAUCAGCAAGCGCCAUAUCCAUCUUUCCCUCAGUCGCCACACCAGCAUAAUGCCUUUUUCACUACUACUUCUGCAAAUACUCCUCAUAAUAAUCAUAUUAAUACUAAUCCUCACAACAAUCAUAACGGAAAUAGUAAUAGCAGCAAUGAUAUCAAUAACGACACCAACAUCCGCACCCAAAAUAUCUCUAUUCCUUCAGAUAUGGUGGGUUGUAUCAUUGGCAAAGGUGGCUCGAAGAUUUCUGAAAUACGUAAAUUAUCAGGUUCCAGGAUAUCUAUCGCCAAAGCUCCGCAUGAUGACACAGGCGAACGCAUGUUCACCAUUCAAGGCACAACCGAAGCUAAUGAAAGAGCUCUUUAUCUACUUUAUGGUCAAUUAGAAGCUGAGAAAGAACGACGAUUACGUGGUGUUCAGCAACAAAAAAGAGAAGAAUCAAGUCCAGCAGUAGAAGUGCAAGGCCAGCAAGAAAAGGACAAAGAUAAGGAAGCUGCUGCAGCACCUUCAACAACAGAUCAUCUUGGUUAAAGCACUAUUCCAUUUUCUUAUUUUGAAUCUAUCUAUAAUCUUAUUAUAUAUACACAUGUACACACACAACCUCGCUUUCUAUCUUUACUAGACUUAGAAAAGCACGUAUUAAACACUUUUGAACACGCGCUCUCUAAAAAUCGCAUUUACAAUUCGUAUUUUGAACAG
Molecule: messenger RNA, 1674 nt
Organism: Mycotypha africana
Lineage: Eukaryota; Fungi; Mucoromycota; Mucoromycetes; Mucorales; Mycotyphaceae
Exons: 1
Coding region: 121-1506 (461 amino acids)
Biological process (GO): 3'-UTR-mediated mRNA stabilization
Cellular component (GO): cytoplasm; nucleus
Molecular function (GO): mRNA 3'-UTR AU-rich region binding
Source: RefSeq, a predicted model, not a curated record